AUAGAGGGUGUGUUUCAUAUCAUAAGUGAUCAAUAAACUUAAGCUUGUUGUUGUUGUACCAGCUAGUUAUAUAGCUCCUGCAAUGCAAGUACAGACAGUUCUUAUCAGCAUGCAGCUGUUUUCUCUUGCUGCAGCCACACUGACAUCCAUCCCCCCUGUGGCCUGUCCUGGUGACACUGUCACCUUCACCUGCACUCUGCCUGGUAGUCUCAUACGAUGGACGGUCACUUCUCCACAACUACAAGUAUUCACCGUAACUGUGGACAGCAACACCAAUGAGACACAAGGUGAUCCAGCAUUUCGAGGUGUUCUCACUGACUCCAGAGGAGGAAUGGUCACUGCCACUCUCACCUCACUGUCUGAGGCCUCCAUUGUAGAGGGUACUAUGGUGGAGUGUUUGGGAGCGAGCUCACAAGAGGGUCCUCUCACCAUCACUGUGGCUGAUCCACCCUCCCCUCCACUGAAUCUAAGGGUGUCCUCCAUUCUAAACCAACUCAGCUCUUCUAAUAUCACUCUGGAUUGGGACCCUCCCUUCUCUACUGGUGGUGUGUCUGUCAGGUAUGUCCUCAUCAUCUCCCCAACAUCUCUCUCCGGGUCACCGGUUACCGUAGAGACCACCUCCACACAGAUCACUGUCUCCUACAACACACCCUAUGAUGUGACCGUCAGAGCUGUCAACUGUGCUGGAAUGAGUCAAGAAAGUCAAAUUGUGUAUCUUAAUUUUAUAUUCGGCUGUGGUUCUCCUGUUGCACCAUCUAGAGGAAGUGUGGACAUCAGUGGUGGGACACCACCAUUCUCACUGGGUUUACAGGUCAUCUAUCGCUGUCAUGAGGGACUGUUUCCCUCUGAUGUGAGGACCAGCACAUGCACUGAUGUGGGGGGUAGGGGAGAGUGGGUAGAGAACCCUGGGAGUUUGGUGUGCAGAGAGAGGCCAGUCAACUGCUCUCUACCCUCGGAGCCAUCCAACGGAACUAUAGUGGACUAUGAGAGGUUGAAUGAGACAGUGUUGGAGGGAACAGUGCUGACUUACCAGUGUGACAAUGGACUCUCAUUGACUGGACCCAACACCAUGAUCACUUGCACUAAUGCUGGAGACUGGAGCACUGAGCCUGCAGAGGCAAUAAUGUGCGUGUCACUAACUGAAGCUCCGACUGUUACAGCUGCUGCCACCCUAUCAACUGGUGCAACUCUUGCCAUCAGUGUUACUACUACUUUCGUUGCGUCUACUAUCCUUGGAUUUCUCGCUGGACUCCUAGUGAUGUAUUUGUUUACGCGUAAGAAGGCAGUGUACUACACAAGAAAAACAGCAUUAUCUGUUGUACAACCCACUAAACCAGUUGGUCCUGUUUAUGAAGAGGUUUCACCCAAAGAGGAGAUUGAACUGAACACUAACCAGGCGUAUGGACCAUUAGGACUGUGAAACUUCAUGCUACUAAUUAACUUUUGCACUAACUAUCAUCAUAUAAGUUUUCUAGCCAGUAUUAUAAGUGUUUCACCUGCUAUAGAUCGCUAA
Molecule: messenger RNA, 1513 nt
Organism: Halichondria panicea
Lineage: Eukaryota; Metazoa; Porifera; Demospongiae; Suberitida; Halichondriidae
Exons: 6
Coding region: 83-1420 (445 amino acids)
Molecular function (GO): protein binding
Source: RefSeq, a predicted model, not a curated record